Messenger RNA from Paramuricea clavata, 4752 nucleotides. The record is from the annotation of a GenBank genome assembly. NCBI's taxonomy places the organism in Eukaryota, Metazoa, Cnidaria, Anthozoa, Malacalcyonacea, Plexauridae.
AUGUCGUCAAACGAAGAAAAAGCAAUUUAUGUCUUGGAACAAUUGAACGAGCAGCUAUUGUGCCCAGUAUGUUUAGAAAAAUUCUCAGAACCAAAAUUACUGGAGUGCCAUCAUACAUUCUGUACAAACUGUUUGCAACGCAUAAUAAAUAACUGCGAAUCAGUCUGUGUCGUUUGCCCUACGUGCCGAGAUGAGACCAAAAUUCCAGAUCAAGGAAUCGAAAGCCUGCCGACCAAUUUCUUUGUCAAUAGUAUACUUGGUUAUCUAUCACUGGACGGGGAACAACUAGAGCGAAUGAGAGUCGAGAGAAAAUGCGAAAUGUGCGACGAGCCUGAAUUUGCUGACCUUGCAACUUCGAAAUGCGUCGACUGUUCGAAAGUGUUAUGUGGCGCGUGCGUUGCUGAUCAUAAACGAGCCCGCACUACAUUGGAUCAUAGAGUGGUCGCGCUGCUGGGACUCGACGCAGAUUGUGAUAAACAGGAGUUGGAUCGGUAUAGCAUUAGUUUCUGCAAGACGCAUACACGGAAUGUCAUCAAGUACUACUGUAUGACAUGCGACACCACUGUGUGUAGAGUAUGUACGAUUUUGGAACAUCGGGAACACAGGUAAGCCUUCCACCUUUUUAAUUUAGUAUGGUUUGUGGUAUAUUUUACCAUUUUCUGGCCUGUAGCGCUUGCAUACCAAUGGACUAUAAUCAGUUUUUUCGACAUAAAAGAAUGUGCUACAUAUAUAGCUACAGUACGUUAGGUACUAUUUGAGUUGAAAAAGCUUUAUUUAAAACAUUUUGUAAAGGCUGGGUUGUUUACAUGAUCAAAGUUUCUGUGAUCACAGUAGGAAUUUUUCAUAGCUACAUUCUAAGUUCUGAAGUAUUAUUUCAAAUCCGCGCAAUCAAAAUGCGAGGACUUGAAAUCUAGUCCAGUCCGAAUUGGAGGAUUUGAAAUGGCACCUUAUACGAAUAAAUCACUACCUAAUUAAGUGAGGUGAAUUAAUUUUGAUCCAGUCCUAGGACUGGAUCAAUAUACUUCACCAGGUAUCCAGUAUUAUCAUGUGAGCAAAAUAAAGCAAUAUGGUUGGCUAAUUCACUUAUGAAUUGUUAAUGAGUUUGAGAUGGAUUUGUAAGAAAUGUUUGAGCUAGGGAACUGGCGCAGUGUUCAUGAACAAUUCUUUCAAAUCCUUCAAAACUUAGAAUUUGCCCAUGCAAAUUUGCUACUGUGAUCACAGAAACUUUGAUAGUGUAAACCAGUCUUUAUAUAGAAGUGACAACAAGCUUUAUUCUAAAUGUGUUAUUCUUACAAAAUACAGAUAUGUUUACCCAAAGGAAGCCUUGCCUGAGCAGAAGGAAGAAAUCGCAAAGCUUCUUGGGAAGACUAAGGAACGGAUCCCCGAGUUAAAAGACGCGCUGGGACUGGUGCGAGAGAUGUCAGAAAAGUUGGCAGACUGUAAGAUGACAAUCGCCGAAGAGAUAAAGCGGAACGCGAAUGAGCGGGUCCUGGCAUUGCGAGAAGCGGAAGAGAAGCUCUUGGGACGGCUGGAGAUUAUUUACACUGGAAAGCAGAAAGUUCUUGGCCUGCAGAGAGAUGGCCUGGAAUUGGAGCUUGGCAAGAUCUCGGGAUGUUGUGAAUUUGCUGAAAAUGUCUUGAAAUAUGAGAACGAAGUGGAAAUUUUGACGAUUAAGAACAAGUUAAAGAAUUUAAGCGAUAUUGAGGUAUAUUGCAUUUAACUUUAUUUUUAUACAGUUAUAAGUCAUUUAUAAGCAGUCCUGCCACACGUAGCGUGAUUAUGUAACAAGCAAUUAAGCAAUGCAACAGUUAUUAGUUAAUAUUCUGCCAAUAAUCAUAUUUUUAUUUUUUCCAAAUCAGUUAAAACUCGAUCCUGAAGAAGACGACACAAUCCAGUAUACCGCUGAUCCAGACUAUUUGCGUACUGUGUCCCAGUCUCUUGGCAUUAUUCACGCCAGUAGCACGUUCGCCUCACUGUCCUUUGCAGUGGGUGAUGGGAUAUCCACAGCCAGAGUGAAGGUCGAGGCAAGCUUUCAGGUGAUCACGAAGGAUCGUCAUGGCAACAGGAAGGAGGGCGGUGAUAGGCUGAAUGUUUUGGUACGACAGCCUGAUGGCACCAUUUUGAAGUCGAAAGUCAAGGAUGAAGGUAAAAUGAGAGCUAAUAAAUAAUUUUAUGAUGAACUCAAAGUUAAACCAUAUUAUGCGGUAUUAUGCCAUACCAUGUUAUAUCAUGCCAUAUUUGCCCUGGGCAAUUGUACUUUUUAACAAUAAACUUUUAAUUUUUAUCGUAAUAUAUGUAAUUCAUAAAUUUAGAUUGAUAUUGUCCAUUGUAUUGAUAAGGUGGAUUAUCAUUGAAGCUCUAUAUUAUUUACACUAUAACAUUAUAUUUCAUUCCAUACAUUUCCAUACCAUAUCAUACCAUACCAUACCAUACCAUACCAUACCAUACCAUACUACAAUAACCCAUCAUAUGAUACCAUAGAACACAACAUAUUACAACUAAGUAAGGUAUAUACCAUACAUUAUGUACCAUACUACACGAGAUACUUCAUGUCCUAAAUAUCAUACUAUUCAGCAAAUAAUUUCUAUGUGAGUCCAGUAGGUUGGAAACUUUUUUACAUGAACUUUAAUUAUAUCAAUUGCUUCAUCCAUGUUCUUUUAAUCCUCUUCAAAGGUAACGGUACCUACCUUGUGAGCUACACACCAGAAUUGAACGGCAAGCAUGAAAUAUCCGUUACAAUCCAAGACAAACCCAUCAAAGACAGCCCCUUCAAUGUUCUCGUUAUAAACCGCCGAGAAUAUAACGAAGUUGGCUCAACGCUGAUGAGAUUUGGUCAAUAUGGCAGCAAGAAGAAAGAGUUCAAGUCGCCGUUCGGUGUAGCUUGCGACCAGUCUGGCCAUAUCUAUGUCGCCGAUAGUUACAACCAUCGUGUUCAAGUGUUUGGCACGAAAGGAGAGUUUGUGCAUUUCUUUGGAGCCCAUGGUGAAAGAAAGGGUAUGUUGUCUUGUAAUUUCUAAUUCUUAUCAUUUGUAAAACGGUGUAUGCCAUUUUCUUAUUGUUAAAACACUGGAUCAAUAUAAAAGAAGAGUUAUUAUUGUAUCUCUAGAAAAAACAGUUUAGAGCACUGAUAGAACUAUCUAUUAUAAAUAGAGUUAGUUUAGUUUAGGUUUCCUUCUGUAGUGUCACUAGGUCAAUAAGUGCAGUGAUUUCUCUUACUGGACUUACUGCAUAGAGCUCUAGGGAGAACAGUUUAGAACUGUUGAAGCUAUCCAAUAUAAAUUAUAAGUAAAGUAGUAUAAAUAAAAGUUAGUUUACUAGUUUAGAGUUUGGAGUUAGUUUAGAUUAGAUUUCCUCCUGUAGUAACACUAGAUUAGUAAGUGAUGUCUCUUACUGGACGUCCAAGGAGAACAGUUCAGAACAGUUGGAGCUAUCCAGUAUAAAUAAAGUUAGUUUAAUUUAAAAAUGAAAAUUAAAGCCCAACAAAUGACUUUCAGACAAGACAUAACAAAAUAUAAAAUUUAUUGGCUAACGUUUCGUUGUAUUGUUCACAACAUCUUCAGAGCAAUUAAACUUAUUUACAAGCGUGUAUCAUAUAUAUACAAAUAGUUUAAAACGGUACAACGAAACAACAAAACGAAAAAAACAACAACAAAAAAAUAAAAAAAAUAAAAUAAAAAAAAUAAAAUAAAAUAAAAAAAUACAAACAAACGUUAAGCAAUAAAUUUUAUAUUUUGUUAUGUCUUGUCUGAAAGUCAUUUGCUGGGCUUUAAUUUGCAUUUUUAAAUUACGCUUUCCACCCGGUGUAUCAAUCGCUACUGUUUUAAAGUUAGUUUAGUUUAGAAUCGUUUAGUUUAGUUUAAGUUUCCUCCGUAGUAACACUAGAUCAGUAGGCGAGUUUCGUUUCGUUUCGUUUAGGUUUUCUUCUGUAGUAAUGCUAGAUUGGUAAGUCACGGCUCUUACUGUAUCUCUAGGGAAAACAGUUUAGAAUUUCAAAGUGAUAAAGUUUCAUUUCAAAGUGUAAGUAAAUGUUGGUUCAGUGUGGUGCGAUUUUAUAUCAACUGAUAACAACUAUAUGAUAUUAUUUUCACAGGUGAGUUCAAUUGUCCUACGGAUGUGGCCGUGGACUCCGCUGACCGUGUGAUUGUGUGCGACAAUGGCAACAAUCGUGUCCAGAUCCUCACGUAUGAGGGUGCAUUUCUGGGCAAAUUUGGCCGCGAGGGAGUUGGGAACGGGCAGUUCAAGAGCCCCUGGGGGGUGGCUGUGAACGACGCCAGACAGAUCUUGGUCGCCGACAUGGAGAAUCAUCGAAUACAAAUUUUCAGUCCGGAGGGGAAAUUCGUGCUAAAAUUUGGCUCGUUUGGUGAGAAGAACGGCCAGUUUAAUUCACCGUGUUAUGUUUUGAUCGACAAAGAAAGUGAAAGUAUUAUCGUGGCCGAUUCAAAGAAUCAUCGCUUGCAGUUCUUUGAUAAGAAUGGCCGCUUCAGAAGGAAGAUGGGCUCUCAAGGCACGCGUGAGCUGCAGUUUACGCAUCCCAGAGGUCUGGCACUAGAUGUCUGUGGUCACCUGGUUGUGGCCGAUAUGGGAAACCAUCGUUUGCAGAUUGUGACGCUGGAUGGAAGACUGGUGAAGACUAUCGGCUCGGAAGGUAGUGGUGAUGGUCAGCUGUCUUUCCCUGAGAGUGUAGCGGUUACUCCCAACACUGGGUAUAUUGUCGUCUCUGAUUUGAGCAAUAACCGCAUCCAAGUAUUUUGA